AUGGCCGCGGCAGCAGAUGAUGCACCCCCCAGCAUGGAGGUUGAGGGUCGUUAUUGGGAGUCUUUCAAUGGCGCCAUUGCGGAGGAAGACCAACGCCUGCUUGAUCGGUUCAUCGAAGAGACCAAGGACCUUCGCAAUGAAUUGGCGAGCAUGCAGCGCGACAAGGCGCGGGCCGAAGAAAAUCUCCGCCAGAUCAAUCUCGCCUACCAGAACUAUGAGGAACGGCUUGAGACAAGGCGUCGUGAGUUUGAGCUCCAACAGAGAGCCCUGGCGGCUGAACGCGCAGUCCGACGGGCCAAGAUGACUGCAUGGUUUGGCUCGCGCGGCACCUCAUCACAUCCCAAACCACCCAGCGAGGAGCACGUCGAUGUGGCCCAUGGCGACAUCCCCAAUGGUAUCGUCGUCAGCACCCGGCGCAUCAAGGACGGCAGGACCAGCCUACCUGACGGACCCCAAGCCGCCGCCGCCAACGGGGCCGCCCCCAGAUACCACCAUACGUUUGCCGCAGCCAACAAUGUGGGCACCACCAACGACAUCGGCCAGCUCGAUGAUCUCACGGGCGUCGAGGUUUUUGAUGGUGACGGGAAUUUUGUCGCGCCCGUGAGGAGCAUCCCGGCACAGAACGCAGUGGUGUCGCUGCUGUUGGGACUGCCAGUCAAGCGUCGCGUCAACACGCGCCCUGGCCGCACCUUUGAUCUGGACAAGUUCAACUCAAUCUACGACAAGCGGUACACGUAUGCCAACGGCCCCAAUGCGAAGCCAGCGAGGUGGACCGCCGUCAUGCUGCAGGCUACAGGCGACGUGCUCGAGGGCGCGAAACGCUGCCUUAACUGUACCAAGAAUCUAGGCCCCUUCGAUACGUGCAUCAUUCCACGAGGGCCCAAUUUUCGUAAGUGCGGCAACUGCGAGUGGUCCAAACAGCCGUGCCAGAUGCCUGCGGAAGAGGCCGUGAGCGACGAAGACGACGACGAAGCUCGUUCGACGCCAAAGACGGGCGUCCAAGAGGAUAUGGCCCAGUACGCCGCGGCCGCACCCCAGGACGACCUUGAUGAUUCGCGGGAUGACAGCCCUGCCCCUAACGCGCUGCGGAAGCGACCAAAGGGCAUCGCGACUAUUCAGCAGCAGCAGCAGCAUCAUCAUCAAAACGUGUACCACUGGCAAGGCGACAAGACACCCAAGCAGACUUCUCCCGAGGAUGACUCGACCGAGGAAGACAUGGAACCCAUCACAGCCAGCAAUCUCGUGCUGCGUCACAACGGCGUCACGUACACCCACCCUGAAUGUAUGCAAGGCGUUCCUCUCGUGAAGAUCGACCCGAGCCAUCCGUACUGGGAACCCGACUGGGAGCCUGAUCUCGAGAAUGCGGCUAUCCAGCCCGCCCUGGAGUCGUGGCGUGUCAAGCACGAAGCUGCGCUCAAGGGAAACACGAGCAGCAAGUUUCAGGUCGGACGUCAAGUCAACCGUGGCGAGACGAUACUUAAGUUCUUGAGGCAAGCCGACAUCAGCCCUUACCAACUGCUGAGCAAAAAGUAUGUCAACUCGCGCCUGGUCGGCUACGAUACGCUGUUCCGACUCGCCGAUACCUAUUUCGUUCUCGAAAGUUUUGGCACAAUGGACAUCACGCCUCUGGAAUGGAUCCGGCACCGGCUGCAUGAAGUCAUUCAAGAGGAGGGCCCGCACUUCAAGCUCUACGCCAAAGUACACAAUUUCUACCAUGACCGCAAACUAGAGGCCCUUCGACUCGCAAACGGAAAGAGGAGCAUCGGCCGCCCUUCUGGCUGUCGUACCUCGGCGGGCGGCCCUAUUUCGGUAGGGCCCCUGCCCGGUUAUGAUGUAGUUGCGCAAGUAUCAGCGGCGGCGAUGCAUCAUGCGCAGAAUCUCAGCGCCGAGUCCGAGCAGGAACGGCCGUAUAAACGAAAACGAAAACCUCUCGUCAAUAGUCGCAACGGCACGCCUUUGAAUGGCGAGGACGAGGGUGAGGGCGAGGGCGACUACGACUUGCAGUAUGACGGAUACACCGAUACGGACGACUACAGUGGUGAUCAGAUUAGCAACCACGAUUUCUGCUUGAGCUCCGUCAAAUCGCGCAUCAACACAACGAGCACGUCUGUCACGCAGUAUUGGCAUUGGGUCGAUAUCGAGGGCGGCACAGACGAUGUUUUUGAGCACCAGGUUUUAUCUGACUGCAAUCCGCCGUCGUGGGGGUUGUACUCUAACCCGGUCAACUUUCACUUCACGCCGCAAGACGUUGUGGACAUUCAAUGGGCGGCCGACACGCGCAAAGUAGUUGUACGUUGCCGGCCUGGCGUCGAAAAGGACGAGCAGACCGGCCAAGAACGCGGUGACAUGAUUGCCGAUUUUGCCCGCGAGCGCACCAAGCGGCGCUUCCUUGUGUUUUGUGAGAAAAGGGGAAUCAAAAUCGUCAAGACGACGAGUGACGCGAUCGAACAGGCGUGGGAGACUACCAAGUCGCCCUUUGUUGAUCCCGUCGAGGCUUCUGAGUUGGAGAUGGUCUGA
This is a messenger RNA of Verticillium alfalfae VaMs.102, 2517 nucleotides long. RefSeq lists its product as hypothetical. The record is from RefSeq and is a predicted model, not a curated record. The coding region runs from base 1 to 2517 and encodes 838 amino acids. Lineage: Eukaryota; Fungi; Ascomycota; Sordariomycetes; Glomerellales; Plectosphaerellaceae. The transcript is spliced from 3 exons.